Erythranthe guttata (spotted monkey flower) is the source of this 667-nucleotide messenger RNA. Its product is annotated as threonine-tRNA ligase 2. The record is from RefSeq and is a predicted model, not a curated record. NCBI's taxonomy places the organism in Eukaryota, Viridiplantae, Streptophyta, Magnoliopsida, Lamiales, Phrymaceae.
UGUGUGCGCGCGCGCGCGUGUGUGGUGGAUCUGCCGUCUGCGCUCUUUGAAGUUUUGUUGCAGACUUGCAGUACAACAAUGGCAGCAGAAUCAAACAACCUUGAUGAAAUAUUGACGCCGUUUUACCAAAGAGCUACCGAAGCCGAGGAACGCUUGGCAAAGCUCGAAGCUUCCCUGUCCAAAAACAAAGAGGAACAGAGUAAGCUGAUUAGUGAACUCCGGUUAGAAUUAGAAAAUGCAAAAGCCGAGCAAAUUUCUGAAAGAGAAAAGGCUAUAAAGGAGGUGAAGGAACUUACUGCUGAAAAUGGAAAGCUAAAAUAUCGGAUAAUCCAUCUCGUUCGAGCAGUGCGCGAAGCUGAUGCUGCUGCCUUGGAGUUUGUUUCAUCUAAAUUGAAAGAAACCAAUCUUGUGGACGACGCAAAACUACCAGCUAGAUAACAAGUAUGAGCUUUUCGUCUGGGAUAUAUUUAUUCUGCAUUUUUUUUCUUGAUUUAUUUACCUCUUACGGUGUCGAGUUUCUUGAUAGAACAAUUUGAUUAUCCAUUAUUUCGCGAAGUGGUUUUCGUUUCGGACAUUGUUGACUGUAAUAUAAUCUUCUAGCAUGUCUGAGGUGACAUUGUCUAUCCUCUUUGACUGAUAUUUUGCAAGUUAACAGUAUUUGGUAUUC